This is a messenger RNA of Lolium perenne, 1602 nucleotides long. The record is from RefSeq and is a predicted model, not a curated record. Lineage: Eukaryota; Viridiplantae; Streptophyta; Magnoliopsida; Poales; Poaceae.
AUGGACAUCUUGGGAGAGUGCGUCACGGGGGGCCGGCUGAGCGCCGAGGAUCUCCUCUGCACCUACAUCGAGCACCGGGUGCUGCCACUCCAGAGGCGGGUCCACAAGAUCGGGCACAUGUCCGGCCGGCUUGAUCCAACCCGGACGUCGAAGCUGGCGCUCACCAAGGCCCAGCUUUUCAACCGCCAAGGUAUUGAGGACGGCGAUCUGGCGCAGAACAUCUGGACCCCGGAUCAUAUUGAUCCGGCUGACCAGGCUGGCGACCAAGCCGGCGAUGACGAUCUGCCGGUGGUGCCAGACCAAGGCGGCCAGGGGGAGCACAACCCACUGCCUUCACCGGAGCACGAGCCGGAGCCGGAGGAGCCGUCGGAGUCUGGUACAGGACCUAUCCCUGCGGUGCCCCUGCGCUCGAGGCCGCCCGGCGCCUUGGCGGCUUCUGCACCCCAGGGGAGGAAGCGAGCCGGCGGCGGGUCCACGGCCAAGCUGGAAGCUAGGGCCAAGAAGCAGCACCGGGUGGGGCCCAAGAAGGUUCCAGAGGCAGCCGGGGCUGCCAUCAAGUUUACCCAGGGCGGCGGCUCUCGGCCGCCUCCCCGUGUUGAGCCAAUGCUCUUGCGGCAGAGGAGGGAGUCGACCCCGCAGUCGUCGAUGCGCGCGCCGCCCGUCGUGAUCGUGCCGCCUGCAGGCACGUCUUCAGCUGCGCCUUCUGCGGUGCCCAGUCGUGGCACCCAGGGUGAGCCGGUCCACCGGCCCAUGUUGGAUGAGAUGUUUCCGCGCCGCGCUCCUCUGUUGGGGCCUGCGGCCGGGGCCGGCAGGGGUGCGCCGCCAGCGACCGGGGCUGGAGCCGGCGGGGGCUGCGUCGCCCGAUACAGGAGGCUGGGGCCAGCGGGGCUGCGCCGCCUGAAGCUGGAGCUGGGGCCAGCGGGGCUGCGCCGCCUGAUGCUGGAGCCGGCGGGGCUGCGCCGCCGGAGGGAACCCGAGGCUGCCCGGGUCCCACAGCUGGAGUCGGACCUUUGGGCCGCCCGCGCCCAAUGCGCCGACAGUGAGGAGGCGGGCCGAGCUGCUGCUGCCAAGCUGAAGGUGGCUGAUGGGGAGCUGACACGGCUGCGCAAGCUUGAGGCCAAUCACCUCAAGGAGCUGGCCGCCCUCAAGAAGGAUGGGGAGGAAAAGCUGGAGGGCUUGAGCAAGCGGCUGGAGGAGGUGGAACGGCAGUGGCUUGCCCUUCGCGAAGAGGUGAACUCCAAGUCCAAGGAGCUAUCUUUGACAUGUUUCUUCUUUGCAGCGGCCUUCCCUGAGGCGCAGGAGGCGGCAUUGACGGCGGUUGGCAAGGCGCGGGAGGCGCGCCGGCAGGCUACUGGGGAGCAGAGCUCCGCUUUCUUCACCAUGGAUGACUAUCUGGCGUCCAUGGCCGCCCGCCCGAUUUACGUCACAGUCGAUGCUGUAGCGGAUUUCGCCGAUCAAUUCACCCGACUUGUGGCUGAAAACUCCCAACUUCGAAAGACUAUCAGAUCUUCGGCUGACCAGGUGCUUGAAGCCAACACGCUCGCUGCCGAUGCCAAGAAUGAGAACGCCUUGCUGAAGGAGGAGGUGAAGAAGCUGAAGUAG